AUGUCUUCUGGUGGAAGAAGGCAUAAAAAUUGCUUGCCUUCUCCGAAAGAAGGCAUCCACUGCCAUUUGCCUUCUGCAUUCCGUUCUCAGAUACGUACCGAGCAUGAGGAUAAGGAGAAGAAGGUUAUGGGGAAAAAAGAGGAAAAGCAUAAAGCCUCCAAAACUGCGACUCAUCCUCCUUACUUUCAUAUGAUCAAGGAGGCUCUGGACGAAAAGGACGGCUCGAGCCCAUACGCGAUCGCGAAGCACACGGAGAAGAAACACAAGGACAAACUGCCAGCGAAUUUCCGGAAGAUUGUGGACUUGUUUGGAAUGUAA
Ipomoea nil (Japanese morning glory) is the source of this 318-nucleotide messenger RNA. Its product is annotated as histone H1-like. The record is from RefSeq and is a predicted model, not a curated record. The transcript has a single exon. Gene Ontology annotation, cellular component: nucleosome; nucleus. Bases 1 to 318 code for a protein of 105 amino acids. Gene Ontology annotation, molecular function: nucleosomal DNA binding; double-stranded DNA binding. Lineage: Eukaryota; Viridiplantae; Streptophyta; Magnoliopsida; Solanales; Convolvulaceae. Gene Ontology annotation, biological process: nucleosome assembly; chromosome condensation; negative regulation of DNA recombination.